Molecule: messenger RNA, 303 nt
Organism: Trichosporon asahii var. asahii CBS 2479
Lineage: Eukaryota; Fungi; Basidiomycota; Tremellomycetes; Trichosporonales; Trichosporonaceae
Exons: 2
Coding region: 1-303 (100 amino acids)
Source: RefSeq, a predicted model, not a curated record
AUGAAGGUCAUCGCUCUCGCCCUUACCCUCUUCGCUGCCGCUGGCUCUGUUUCCGCCCAGGUUGACGCCUCUACGGUCGACCCUUGCCUCAAGGGCUGUGUGAUCCAAGCCGCAAAGGAAAUCGGAUGCUGGAACGAGGGUGACAUCCCCGGCUCGAUCAAGUGCGGCUGCGGUGACAAGCGUGGCGAGGCCACUUCGCACGGCGUGGCCUGUCUCCAGGGCAAGUGCCCCGAGCAGAUUGGCGGAGCUUGGGGCCUCUUCGACAAGAUGUGCAAGGAGGGCGUUACCGGCAACAUCAAUUAA